This is a messenger RNA of Aptenodytes forsteri (emperor penguin), 2035 nucleotides long. RefSeq names its product dual specificity phosphatase 15 (gene DUSP15). NCBI's taxonomy places the organism in Eukaryota, Metazoa, Chordata, Aves, Sphenisciformes, Spheniscidae. Bases 234 to 1973 code for a protein of 579 amino acids. Gene Ontology annotation, molecular function: protein binding; RNA polymerase II cis-regulatory region sequence-specific DNA binding; DNA-binding transcription factor activity, RNA polymerase II-specific. The transcript has 14 exons. Gene Ontology annotation, cellular component: nucleus. Gene Ontology annotation, biological process: protein dephosphorylation; regulation of transcription by RNA polymerase II; immune system process. The record is from RefSeq and is a predicted model, not a curated record.
GCCAAGGUCCCCUCUGCCCCGGCACAGCCACCGCCAGCUCGGCCUUGCCGCACUGGGGACGAGCCUGCCUGCCACGGGCAGCGAUCCCGGAGGAGCUGGGCUCUUCAUGACGGAAACCUAACCGGGGAGCGUGCGGAGCGGGGACGGCAGCUGCGCCUGGGGACGGGGAGGACGGCAGCAUUGGGGACAAGGACACCCGCUCCCCGUCCCCCCCGCGGCGCCCGCUGCCGGCCAUGGGAAACGGCAUGAGCCAGAUCCUCCCCGGCCUCUACCUUGGGAACUUCAUUGAUGCCAAAGACCUGGAGCAGCUAAGCCGGAACAAGAUCACCCACAUCAUUUCGAUCCAUGAAUCUCCCCAGCCCUUGCUGCAGGACAUUACCUACCUCCGCAUACCCCUGCCUGACACCCCCGAGGCCAACAUCAAGAGGCACUUCAAGGAAUGCAUCAGUUUUAUCCACCAGUGUCGCCUGCACGGAGGGAACUGCCUCGUCCACUGCCUUGCCGGCAUCUCCCGCAGUACCACCGUGGUUGUCGCCUACGUCAUGGCCGUCACGGAGCUGAGCUGCCAGGAGGUGCUGGAGGCCGUCCGAACUGUCCGGCCCGUCGCCAACCCCAACCCCGGCUUCAGGCAGCAGCUGGCUGAGUUUGGUGGUGGCUCAGCCCGCAAGGUCCGCAGGCACCUGAAGCAGAGGUAUGGGACAUCCCCUUUCAACGACGAGGAAGAAAUAAAGGCCUUGCUGCCAGCGGGGAGAGGCGGACCGUCCAGGACGGAGGGAGCUCUGCAAGGGCUGGUCCCAAGAGCCAGAGACAUCAGAAGCACGACUCCCUUCCUGCUGCGGGUGAAGAGGACGUUCUCCUGCAUCCCGGCUUGUCUGAAAGCUUGGGCCGUCUACAAGGGGAAGUACCACGAGGGGACGGACAAGGCCGACCCCUCCACCUGGAAGACGCGUCUCCGCUGCGCCCUCAACAAGAGCACCGACUUCCAGGAGGUGCCCGAGCGGAGCCAGCUGGACAUCUCCGAGCCCUACAAGGUGUACCAGAUCGUGUCCGAUGGCACCCGGGACACAGAGAAGGACGGUGACAUGCGGUCCCCAGCCGGCGAGCAUCAGCAGGGCAGCGCCGUGGGGAGUCCGGAGGAGGAAAGCCAGAAGGGCACGAUGGAGACGUGCCACGUGUCUCCGCUGCCCCUGCUCUCUGCCCACCCAGCCGAGCGAGGGUACCACGUGAGGGGAGUCUUCUACGGCUGGAACCCGACCCACGGCCACCUCCUCCCCGGACCCCCGUCCUACCUCCCUGUGGAGGAUGUCAACCACUCAGACUGCUGGCUUCACGUCCGCCUCUACUACUGCGACGUGCUGGUGAAGGAGGUCACCACCCGCACGGCUGAGGGCUGCCGCAUCACCUCCCGCGCCGUGCCAGCUGAUAGCGAGCGCCUCUACGGCCCCUCCUGCAUGGAGCAGAUUGAGUUCCCCCCGCCGCGGGCACUUGGCGGCAGUGGCCGGGUGGCCGGCAUGACCGACGUGCUGGAGCGGCUCCUGCCCCACCUGGAGCGCGGCGUGCUGCUGUGGGUAGCGCCCGAGGGGGUCUUCAUGAAGCGCCAGUGCCAGGGCAGGGUGUACUGGAACGGGCCACUGGCCCCGCACAGGGACUGGCCCAACAAGCUGGAGAGGGAGAAGACCUACAAGCUGCUGGACACGCAGCAGUUCCUGCAGCAGCUGCAGGGCUACCUGAGCCACGGGCAGCCCACGCCGCAGUACCAGAUCCACCUGUGCUUCGGGGAGGAGUACCCCACCAGCACCAGGCACCACUUCCAGAAGCUUAUCAUGGCUCACGUGGAGCCGGUUUUCGCGCGGGAGCUCUUCCAUCACGCCCAGCGCAUGGGGCCGACGCUGCUCCGUGAUUCCCCCCAGCCCUGCACCCCCGGCACCUCCAGCCACAUUAUCCGCAUCCUCAAACAGCUCUGCCAGCCCUGAGCCCGGGCAGGUGGGAGGAGAGCCCAGUCGCGACAAAGCCUCGGAGCGGGAUGCUCUGCUGC